This is a messenger RNA of Acaulospora morrowiae, 478 nucleotides long. The record is from the annotation of a GenBank genome assembly. NCBI's taxonomy places the organism in Eukaryota, Fungi, Glomeromycota, Glomeromycetes, Diversisporales, Acaulosporaceae.
AUGGCGGCUUCUAGUCCCUCAGAAUUCAGCAACCCCUUGAGGAAGUUCAAGCUAGUAUUUUUGGGUGAACAAAGUGUUGGAAAGACGUCGUUGAUCACUCGUUUCAUGUAUGAUACCUUUGAUAACACGUAUCAGGCCACCAUUGGUAUUGACUUCUUAUCAAAGACUAUGUAUUUAGAAGACCGAACAGUUCGACUACAAUUAUGGGAUACUGCUGGACAGGAGAGGUUUAGAAGUUUAAUUCCAAGCUAUAUUCGAGAUUCUUCGGUAGCCGUUGUUGUAUACGACAUCACAAGUACGCUCGAACUUCUUCUUUUACAAGUAACAACUGAAGAAGGGGAGAAGAAGGCUAAAGAGUUUAAUGUCAUGUUUAUCGAGACUAGCGCUAAGGCUGGACAUAAUGUAAAAACUCUCUUCCGUAAGAUUGCCCAAGCUCUACCUGGAAUGGAAAACACAAUGAAUGAACCUCAAAAUCAAC